Pangasianodon hypophthalmus (striped catfish) is the source of this 8726-nucleotide messenger RNA. RefSeq names its product prostasin-like. Lineage: Eukaryota; Metazoa; Chordata; Actinopteri; Siluriformes; Pangasiidae. The record is from RefSeq and is a predicted model, not a curated record. Gene Ontology annotation, molecular function: serine-type endopeptidase activity. Gene Ontology annotation, biological process: proteolysis. The transcript has 8 exons. The coding region runs from base 47 to 976 and encodes 309 amino acids.
ACAUCAGGAGACAGAAAACUACCUGAACCAGAAGAGACACACGAUCAUGGAGAUUAAUUUGUGGAAAGUUGUGUGUGUUGUAUGUGCUCUACUCCUUAACGCUACAGGCUCACAUGCCCAGCUGCCUGUGUGUGGUCGGCCUCCACUGAACACCAAGAUUGUGGGUGGUGAAGAUGCUGCUCCCGGGUCCUGGCCUUGGCAGGUCAGCAUUCAGUCAGGAGGCAGCCAUUUCUGUGGUGGCAGCCUGAUCAAUGAGAACUGGGUCUUAUCGGCUGCUCACUGUUUCCCAAGCAUUGGUGCAGCUUCUAUCAGAAUCUUACUAGGAAUGGGAAAUUUGGAGGGGACUAACCCUAAUAUGCAGGAAACAAGUGCUAGCAAGAUUAUCAUCCACCAAGACUAUAACUCUGACAACAGUAAUGACAAUGAUAUUGCACUAGUCCAGCUCUCCUCUUCAGUGAUGUUCAAUGAUUAUGUCAUGCCAGUGUGCCUCGCAGCAAGCAACAGUUCUUUUCCUGUUGGUACUAAUGUCUGGGUUACAGGAUAUGGUAAAAUCGGUUACAAUGUUAAUCUGCCGUCCCCUAAAACCCUGCAGGAGGUGCAGGUGCCGAUUGUCAGUAACAGUGACUGUGCAAAAGUAUAUAGACCUGGUUCUAUCACAGACAAUAUGAUGUGUGCUGGCUUAGCUGAGGGAGGAAAAGACUCAUGCCAGGGUGAUUCUGGAGGUCCACUGGUGGUCAACAUCAAUGGAACAUGGGUUCAGGCUGGGAUUGUGAGCUUUGGCAGUGGCUGCGCUUUACCUAAGAUCCCUGGUGUGUACACCAGAGUGUCUCAGUACCAAGACUGGAUUAACAGCAAGAUCAGCAACAAUCAACCUGGAUUUGUUACAUCAAAAAGCAACCGUGACUCCCCCAGCCUCUUCUAUCUGUUCCUUUCUUUCUCCGUAAUCCCCAUCCUCCCCUCCCUCUCUAUAUUCUAGUGAUGAUAGUCAAAUUAUACACACAAGCACAAAUGAAAGGAGUAAGCUAACAUCACAGUAUUUUAUCUAAGUCUUCCAGAAGAAGAUCCAUAUUUAGCUUUUAGCUAAAACCUAAAACUUUAGUUUAAAGAUCCACAAACGAAAGGAGAGAGCUAACAUUACUGUAUUCUAGCUAUUUUAUCUGUCAUACAGUACAUAAAGAACAAUACUUAGCUUUUAUCUGUAAGGUGACUAGACAGAAGCCCUUUCUCACAAAAAAACAUCCAAACUAAAUCACCCCAAACUAUGUAGCAAAAUGUGUUAUGAUCUGAUGAGAGAUCAAUUCCAAAAGGUAUGUUUGUUGCAUAAAAAAAAAUAAAAAUAAAAAAAUCACCAAAAGAACACCAUACACCAUAUUGCCAAGUGAAUAUGUGCCAUGCUGAUACACUCUUAGUCAAAAAGAUUGAGUGGUGUAAUAUAAUCAAAAGGUGCUUCAACAAUCUAUUAGUUUAUGGGUGUGCACACUUAUGCAACUAGGUCAUUGUAAUUUGUUUUAUUUUUACUAUUUUCCCCUAAAAUGUUUCUGAUUGUUUUUCACUUAAUUUUUAUACAUUGUAAUUUCACAUUGAGAGUAGAAAAAGUUCUGACAAGAUUUAUCUUGGGUUCAUUUUUUUUUUUCACAAACACCUGCCAUUUUAACAGGGGAGUGUAGACUUUUUAUAUGAACUGUAUGUGUCUUAGAGUACUACUUAGACGUCCAGAGUGCCUUGUAUUUCAGGAACAAAUACCAACCUGGCAAGAAUUAAAUGAGAACGUUUUAGGUAUAGAUGUCUAUAUGACAGUGGUAUUGAUUGCAAAUAUUAAUUGUAUUUAUUGUCAUAUGUGACUUGAAGACUUUGUUAGUUUGUUGGAAGUUCUUGGCAUGUGUGCCCACUGGAAAGUAUCUAGGCUAUUCUAACUUCUCUUGGAGGUUAGGUGGGUUGAAAAAGAACCAAUUAUGCUCAGAGCUAAAAUGAAAGUAAAUCAUACUUAAACAUAACUUUGUUUACAUACACAAGAGAUUAGUAAUUGAAAACUCUGAAUUUAUUCAACCACGUAGCUGAUAAUUUGUCCUAUAGUUACUACAUACAUACUGUAUGUUCAUUGGUAUGAGUGAGAUCACCUGAAAAAAAUUCAGUGAUACUCUUUCUGUUUCAGUGGAUGGGUGCAUCAUACUGAACUACACAACAAGAAAUUUCAGUCUGAGCUGUAUUUAACUUUGCAGCUUUACAGAAAUCCAGAUCUAGACACUUUGAGAAGCCAUGAUUCAGUUUAUUCCUCUCUCUAAGCAGCAACAGAGAAUGGGGCUUUAGCAAAAAAAUUAACUUUACAUGAGCAUGGUUAAAUCAUGAGAAUUAGAGAGCAAAAAAAUUACAUAGACCAGUGAAAAAUGUACAACAACCUGUCAAGUCUGAUGGGACAUACGCAGAUUGUUAGAGAUCUAGACAUACUAAUAAGAAAAGUACAGAAGUCCAAGACAUACUUCCACACUUUCCGUCAUUCACAAAUGAGACUGACCAAUGAAUUCAUUUAAAACUAAAAAAGUGAAAGAAAUGUGACUCAAAAAUAUUUCUAGAGCUAAUUUAUACGAAUGUAUUCAUUCAUAUAAGCCGCCUCUCUCACCAGUUCAUUUCAGUUCAAUUCAAACUGAUUUAUUAAGUGCUUUUAACUCCAGACAUUUUUCACAAAGCAGCUAAACACAACACAAGGAGAAUAGUAUGAUCAGUGGUAUCAAAAGCUGUACUAAGGUCAAGCAACAUAAGCAAGGAGACACAAUCCUGAUCAGAAUGUAGUAGGACUAGGUGAGCAGUGAUUGACGGUUAUGCUCACCUAUCAGCGAGGAGUUUUCCCCAUUUAAACACUAACUGGUUGUAGCUUGGGAUGUGUCACGUCUGAGCUUGUUGUUUUGAGCGAAUGGUUUCACUGGCAUGGGGUGUAACAUUUUUCUGACGUGCUGAUACGUGUGUGCUUCCCCGUAUCCCAGUGUGUUGGCGGUUUAUAUGAAUGCGGUGAGCCUGUGCCUAUAAAAGGAUUAUAUACAGAUAUACCUGGGGUGAUAUCCUUUUUCGGUAAGGGUUUAGUAUGCAACUAUGACUGGGGAGUGGGCAAUGUAUGAUUGUUAGUAAUAUUUUGUUUGUUUGUAUUUGCUUAUUCUAAACUCUUGGAGAACUAAAAUGGUGCUCCGUAUGAGCUUUGUCUCCCUCCUUGAAUGGAUUGAGUUUUUGUUUUCUUUUCUUUUGUUCUCCUUUCUUUUUGUUUCUCUGAGUGUAAUUAUCAUCCUUUGAAUCUAUCUGAUGUAAUUCCUUAUUUUAUGUUAAUCUAUUUUUGAGUUUAUUGUAUUUGGCGAUUAUUGCGACCUGCAUGUGUGACCAACUGUUCAAUCAUUGCAAUACUACACUGUUACUGCUCAUUGUUGCUUGCUUCUGUGAGAAGGAGCUUAUUGCAACCAGUUAUUUGGUCAUUUUAAUAUUUUAUGAUCCAGUUAUUUGUCAGGUUAUUUACUUGUUUCUGAUUUACUGCAGUGUGGCUGUGUGAUCUGAGUGCACGGUGGUGUGUGUGUGUGCUCUUGUAAAACCAAGCUAGGUGAUUGUUCCUUCUGUUGGGAGCCUCAACCCUGUGAGUUGGUAUUUAUGAUUGUUUUGUUUGGUUUAUUUUUCCUUAAGUUAUAUAAGUGUCAGUAUUUGUAUGAAUUUACUUUCUUGUGUUUGUAAUUCCAUUUGUGUUAUUUGAAGUAGUGCUGCCAGUGGCUUAAUUUAAUGCUAUUUAAGUGAUUUUAGAGUGUCUAGUGUAACACUCCUGUCACUCUCAGGUUGAGGUAUGCUGGACCAGUAUCUAGGUUGCGAGGAGCAGUAAUGAAACUCACACAGACCACCAAAUGUGUUUGAACUGCCGGCUUAUAUUGACAAAAAGUGAGUAAUUGUAAGUUGUCACUUUGCGCAAAAAAAGAAAAAAGAAAAGAAAAGAAAUUACAAUCACAAUAUGAAAGAAUGAGAAAAAAAUAAAGAAAGAAAGAACUAUAUCAAAUGUUUGAUUAUCCACUUCUUUUUCCUAUAGAUUUUCUUCUAUUUGCACUAAUUUAACUAGCUUUGUUCACCUAGUUGUUUUAUCCUAUUUAGUUUAGAUCUAAUAACAGUUUAUUAUGUUCGCUUUUAGGCCUAAUCAAUUUGAGUUUGUUUUUUCCUUAUAUAUAUUCGGUGGUUUCCACUACACAGUAUUACUCAGACUGCUUCAAAGUAACAUUUUUUGUUUGACACAAAAGAAUACAUCACUAAAACUCAACAUUCAAGGGAAAAAAAUUUUGCCUUUAUAAACCACUGGAAAGUAUCUAGGUUAUUCUAACUUCUCUUGGAGGUUAGGUGGGUUGAAAAAGAACCAAUUAUGCUCAGAGCUAAAAUGAAAGUAAAUCAUACUUAAACCUAACUUUGUUUAUAUACACAAGCGAUUAGGAAAUGAAAACUCAUACUGUAUGUUCAUUGGUAUGAGUGAGCUCACCUGAAAAAAAUUCAGUGAUAAUCUUUCUGUUUCAGUGGAUGGGUGCAUCAUACUGAACUACACAAGAAAUUUCAGUCUGAGCUGUAUUUAACUUUGCAGCUUUACAGAAAUCCAGAUCUAGACACUUUGAGAAGCCAUGAUUCAGUUUAUCCCUCUCAGAGAAUGAAGCUCUACUCAUUCAAAUUUUUACAUAACUUUACAUAAGCAUGAUUAGAUCAGGAGAAUUAGAGAAAAAAAAUUACAUAGACCAGUGAAAAAUGUAGAAUAACCUGUUAAGUCUGACGGGACAUACACAGACUGUUAGAGAUCUAGACAUACUAGUAAGACAAGUACAGAAGUCCAAGACAUACUUUCACACUGUCUGUCAUUCACAAAUGAGACUGACCAAUGAAUUCAUUUUAAACUAAAAAAGUGAAAGAAAUGUGACUCAAGAAUAUUUCUAGAGCUAAUUUAUACGAAUGUAUUCAUUUAUACAAGCCGCUUCUCUCACCAGUUCAUUUCAGUUCAAUUCAAAUUGAUUUAUUAAGUGCUUUUAACUACAGACAUUUUCACAAAGCUGCUAAACACAAAUUCAGACACCUAAGGAAGCACUCCCUGUCUUGAAAGAUAUAUGUUUGAUUGUUUGUUUGGUACAUUGUUUUUAAUGGGGGUAUCAAGUCAGUUUUGCCUUCACCUAGUCAUUAUAAGUUAAAGACGUGGGUAGGGGAACUAGUUCUAGAUCAGUACGGGAAGAAAUCUCUCAUCAGGGCGUGUAACAGAUGACACAGGUAGGGGAGGUCACAGUCUACAUGUGCUUGGAAUAUAAAUGGAAGUCUAGUACAUUUAGAGACACAGGACAUCAGGAGACAGAAAACUACCUGAAACCAGAAGAGACACACGAUCAUGGAGAUUAAUUUGUGGAAAGUUGUGUGUGUUGUAUGUGCUCUACUCCUUAAUGCUACAGGCUCACACGCCCAGCUGGCUGAGUGCAAGCAGGGACUCCGGCAAGACUAGCUAUGACACCAUAACUAAAAGGGAGAGCCAGAAGCCAACACAGACAUGAGGGCACCCUGGGACAUAAAGCAGCCAGCCACUCCACUGUCAACAAACCUGAGUGAAUGCGUGGGAAUGGUGGGCUGACAGCAUCCAAACAUCCCAGUUCACCACUACACUCUAUGCCCAUGAACCCUCCAGAUCUGAUGCUCUACCUAAUAAAAAACUAUUCACAAAAGGCUUGACUAAACAAAUAUGUUUUCAGCCUAGAAUUAAACACUGAGACUGUCUGAGUCCCAAACACUAAUUGGAAGGCUGUUCUAUAACUGUGGGUCUUUGUAAGAGAAAGCUCUGUCCCCUGCUGUAGCCUUCACUAUUCGAGGUACCAACAAGUAGCCUGCACCUUUUGAUCAAGGUAGGCGUGGUGGAUCAUAAAAGACCAAAAGUUUGCUCAGGUACUGCGGUGCGAGACCUUUCAGUGCUUUAUAGGUCAAUAGGAAUAUUUUAUAAUCAAUGCAAAAUUUGAUUGAGAACCAAUGUAGGGUGGAUAAGAUAGGGGUGAUGUGGUCAUAUCUUCUGGUUCUAGUAAGAACUCUGGCCGCUGCAUUCUGGACUAACUGGAGGUUGUUUAUGCACCUACUGGAACAGCCAGACAGUAAGGUGUUACAAUAAUCCAACCUAGAGGUAACAAAAGCAUGAACUAAUUUUUCCGCAUCGUGUAGUGACAUUAUAUUUCUUAUCUUAGCAAUAUUUCUGAGAUGAAAGAAGGCUAUCCUAGUAAUAUUAUCUACAUGAGCUUCAAAUGAAAGACUGGAGUCAAUAAUCACGCCAAGGUCUUUUACUGCUACACAUGAAGAAAGAGAAAUGCCAUCCAGAGAUACUGUGUAAUCAAAAAGGUUAUUUCUAGCUGCAUGUGGUCCUAGUACAAGUACGUCUGUCUUGUCAUAAUUAUGUAGAAGGAAGUUAAUAAGCAUCCAGUGUUUAAUGUUCUUUACACAUUCCUCAACUUUGUUAAGCUGGUCUCUCUCAUCUGGCUUUGCUGAAAUAUAUAACUGUGUGUCAUCAUCAUAACACUGACAGCUAAUACCAUGUUUAAUUUUACCCAGAAGUAGCACAUAUAAACAGAACCUUGCAGAACACCAAACUUUACCUUAGUAUGCAUAGAGAAGUCACCAUUUACAUCUACAAACUGAUGACGAUCAGUCAAAUAAGACCUGAGCCAGGAGAGGGCCCAAUAGUAUGACCAAUGGUAUCAAAAGCUGCACUAAUGUCAAGCAACACAAGCAAGGAGACACAACCCUGAUCAGAAGCCAGUAGUAGGUCAUUUACCACUUUAACCAAUGCUGGCUUGGUGCUAUGACGAGGCCUAAAUCCUGAGUGAUACAUUUGAAUGUUAUUCCUAUGCAGUUAUGAGCAUAACUGCUCUGCUACAAACUUUUCUAGGAUCUUGGAGAUAAAGGGGAGGUUUGAUAUAGGUCUAUAGUUGGACAACUGACAGGGGUCGAGGUCAGGUUUUUUAAUCAGGUGUUUGAUAACUGCUAGUUUAAAAGAUUUAGGUACAUAGCCAAAGCUAAGGGAAGAACUGAUUAUUUUUAGAAGAGUUUUGAUUGCUUCUGGAAUUAUCUGUUGAUGAUUUUGAUGAGGAAAUUAAUGAAAUUAGUUCAGUCUCUCGAAGGGGAGUAAAACAUUCUAAUUGCUGAUCUGUUAUGGUCAUAUUAUUAUCUACACAGUUAGUUAUCAAAUUGGCAAAUUGAUAAGUUUAUUAUUAAUUAGCACAUUAUUUAUUUCUUUUUCAUAUAUGAUUUUAUCACAAUUCAUUUAUUUUUACUUUCUGAUUUUUUUUUCACAAUUCAUUUAUUUUCACAUGUUAAUUUUUCACAUGUGGGUUUAUUUAUCAUGUGACUUAUCACAUUAUUCCUUUUGUCACAAAUUAUUCACACAGUGUUACUUGUUUUUCCUUGUAUUCACUGGUGCAAUUUCAGGGAAUAGCAUGGUGAAAUGCACCAUCACAAGUUUUCCACAUGUGAUUACAUAUUACUCGUAUAAUCAAAUAUGAAACUUACAGUAUGUGCUUAGAGUAGCUAGGACUGGAAAUUCAAACUGGCCAUUUUUCUCUCUUGUGUAAAAUCCAUAAACCUCAAUUCAAAUGUAAUGUGUGUUAUGAUAAAGCUAGGGUUACACAAGGAGGAUGCGUGUUCCAGAUAAGAGACACAGACAAAAGUCGAAACCAGAAAAACACUAAGAAGAAAGUUGGAAACUUGGAAAACAGGACAAAAAUAUGGCUUAGUAAUGAAUGAAAAGAAAAAGCACAGAUAUACCCAUCUGUGCUUAUUCUUUUCAUUCAUUACUCAGCCAUAUUUUUGUAUAUGCACAAAGGAUUGUGCAUAUAGACAGUAUAUGCACAAAGGAUUGAAUACAAAAUAGACACGGGUGAAAAUAAUGCAGUAAAUAUGCCAAUAAAAUAAGCCAAUAAUAAGAUGGGGUUGAGGUUAUAUCAAAACAAAGCCUAUAACGCUGCUGCCAUAUGAGGAAAAAAAUAAAUAAAUAAAAUAAAAAUACUGUGUUCACACAAGUGUGAUACUUUAAAUGUGUUUAGUUUAAACUGUAUCAAAGGACCUUGUUGUAUGACUGCAGUAACAAUGCUGUGACUAUAUUGUAAUAAUACUGUAAAACAUACAGUAUCUUUAACUUUUCUGUAAAACAAAAUACUAACCAGAAGCAUUCAGCUGAAGCAGUGAAGGAAUCUUGUCUCGCCAAUUUUUUCCAUAACUUUGUCAUCCUAAGUUGUAAAAAAGCAUAGCUUCAAUUAUUUUACCAAGUAGGUCAGUGCAACAAGUUUCAACUGGAGGUAAAGCUAGGUAUUUUAGCUUAGCAAGGUAGCUAAUGUUUGCUAGUCAUCCUGAUAUUUUAAACAGAUAACCCACAUAGCCUGCUAUUGUUCUUGUUUUGCUUCUAUGGACACACUGUACUUUUGACAAAUUUAGCAUUAAGAUGUAUAUUUGACAAGAAAAAAAAACAAUAUAACUGUACAACACAGGCGAUUGCUUUAAGAUUUCAUGGGAAGUCCAGGCUCUCUUUGUUUAAAAGCUUGACAAGAUGUAAUGACAACUAAUAUCAGUGUUUGAAAAUAGUAUCAAAAUAAAAUUUCUUGCACUUUACAAUCCAGUGUCUACUGUGUAAAUUAAUAAUGGCUGUUCCUCUUAAAGAACAGUAAAAUUCCAGUUAAUAAGGAAUAAGGAUUUUGUGCUUUUAUGACCUUCCUCUUUUC